This is a messenger RNA of Musa acuminata AAA Group (dessert banana), 3337 nucleotides long. RefSeq names its product cytochrome c oxidase subunit 3. Gene Ontology annotation, molecular function: cytochrome-c oxidase activity. Gene Ontology annotation, biological process: mitochondrial electron transport, cytochrome c to oxygen. Gene Ontology annotation, cellular component: mitochondrion; membrane. Lineage: Eukaryota; Viridiplantae; Streptophyta; Magnoliopsida; Zingiberales; Musaceae. The record is from RefSeq and is a predicted model, not a curated record. The coding region runs from base 2390 to 3289 and encodes 299 amino acids. The transcript has a single exon.
UUAUGUAUUUGUGUAUACGCGGAUAAAGAGGGAGGGUUGGGCAAGCUUAUAGACGAGGCCGGGCAAGCUCAUGGACUAAAAGAAAUACCAGUGCUUUUUGUUAGAUCCUAUGUUCGUUCCUUCUGUGCUCUAGUAGUAGCUCUCAUCCUUAUGGAUUUGCAUUCUGAAAUGACUUAUUACAUCUUUUGAACCAUAGCAGUUGGAUUACAUCUUUUGAACCAGAGCUAUUAGACUAAUAGAUAGAACGCAUAGUAGCGGUAAGUGUCAUGAAGAGUUCAGUUCGGCUACUCACUAUAAGAAUCAAUACAAGUAACUAUGAGUAAUAAUACAAUAAUCCAGAAUUGAGCAGGGAAUAAAGAAGUAAGGGCUUCGUCUUAUAGUUUCCUCAGUGCCAGUGCUUUUCUGACCUUUAAACCAAUUCUGCUAUUCAUUAUUAUAUUACAAUUACCAUCAUUCUAUAUUACUAUUACUGGGCUUUGGAACCCGUUAUUCUCUUACAACGCUUUGGACACACCGAUCCUAUUACUUUGCUUUGAAACCAAUGAUGCAAUUACUUAGCUUCGGAACCCAUUAUUAUAUAACAAUUCAUUAUAUUACAAUUAUUCUAUUACUUUGCUUUGGAAACUAUUAUUCAAUUCUCAUAGUAUAAUUAUUCUAUCUACAUACCCAAGGGAGAAACAGCGGACAACGGAACGGGGAUCAUUCACCCAUGCUACGAAGGUAAGAUAAGAGGAAACAAUUGACAUAACACCGGCACGGCACAGUAAUAAAAGCAGAAUGAUGUUUACUUGACACCGGCAUAACAGAUCCAUCGUUCAAUAGAAAACAACCAACGCUUUAUUGAUACAAAAACGGAAUGAAAGACUACGUACUGUAGCAGCUGGUUAAUCAAAUCUACUUGCUUUCCAUAACGGGAUGAAUGAGCGAGCGUACUUCGUCUUUCGAGCUCCUGCUUCUUUUGAUGAAACCUACCCUUACCUAACACACUCCGUCUUUGAUGACCUCUUUCUCUUUCUUAGACUAGCUACCUAGGCUUUUACGGUGGAAGCCUAUUCCAAGAGGGUCUUGUCUUACUUGCUAACAAAUUCAGAAUGCCCAAAUAGUGCCUUAGCCCUUUAUGCGCUUAAAGCAAAUUCAGAAGGUGCGAGUCAAAUGAUUGAGUACGGCCUUGCCUUAGACGGGAGACAGGAAAGCUUACUUCACUUCCGUAAGCGUUGUAAGAGGGCAACAAGAGGGGCUAAGGGGGUCAAAGACAAGGCAACUGGGAUCAACUAUGGCGCAACAGCUACAUAUAGGGAAUCAAUAGAUUCAGAAGCGGUGUCUCGACCUGACCAGAAAGAUCUAAAUAAAUGAGUUCGGGAAAUCCAUGUAUAGUACUGUUGUCGAUCGGGAAAUCCAAAAGUGUUAUAGUACCCGUUGUCGAUCAGCCGGCUGUCUUACCUCAGGAGUCGACGUAGGAUUACCUAUCACUACAAGGAAUUGCACUAUUCACAGGCGAAUCAUAGCAACAAUUUCCUCAAAUCCAUUCUUAGAGUUUUCAAUCUAUACCUAUGUAUAGGUUCUUUCUCUUUCUUUCUAUCUGGAGGUUACGAAACCGGAAGUUUAGAAGCACAGAAUCAAGAAGGCAGUUAGCAAGCCAUAGGCGAGCGAGGAAGAUAACCCGGGUCAACAACCCUUAGAAUCUCCUCAUCACGUUGAGUCUUUCAGGUUACAAGCAAGACAAAGAUAAUCAAGAUCAUAAUCAAUCCAUCUUUAUAGAUACUUUCUUUCACUUCUUCGAUAAAAAGAAGCUGGUGUGGUAGUAUUAGGAUUGUAGCCAGCAAAGGGUCUGGCGAGGAAGUCAACAAUGGAGGACACAACUCCCUUAUCGAGAGAUACUGCGCUUAACGCUCUAACCGUUAUCUGGCCGUCAUCAGACGAGGACCAUCUAACCCCAAAUAAGCAUAAUGGUCUAUUCUAAGACAAUCUUGUCUAUUCAAAGCCCAUCUUAUUACCUCCUAACCGUUACGUGGGAAAAAGGUGCUUUUCUUUCCUUUAAGCUUAACGAGGACUCUCUUAUCUGUGACAUAGUGGAAGGCACGUGCAAGGAAACAAUGGACAUCCAAAAGCUCUGGCUGGCCUAUCCUCUUUUCUUUCUUUGAUCUCUCUUUUGAAAUAAGGCGCAAAGUACCAUUUCUUCCGUGCCAAGGAAUUUCAGAGGGAAUAUUGUAAGAGGAAGCUGAUGCCAAUGCGUCAGUGAGGAAAUGCAAACCAAUGAUCAAUUCAGAUCUAUUUCUUUUCCUACUUAAUUCGUGGGUCAAAUCCACUCUUAUCAAGAGUAAUAGAGAUUUCCUUCUUUGUUAGAGUCUAACAUUUCUAUAAAUUCCAUGAAAGAACCAUAUCCCUUCCUAUGAGUUUGGCCUGUCAGAUAGAAGGAAAAUUCCCAUUCUUUACAACUUUAGGGGGUGGGGGUUUGAAGGGUGGUUUACAUACAACCGGGGCAAAGUGGUUUAUGAUUGAAUCUCAAAGGCAUUCUUAUCAUUUGGUAGAUCCAAGUCCAUGGCCUAUUUCGGGUUCACUCGGAGCUUUGGCAACAACCGUAGGAGGUGUGAUGUACAUGCACUCAUUUCAAGGGGGAGCAACACUUCUCAGUUUGGGCCUAAUCUUUAUACUAUAUACAAUGUUAGUAUGGUGGCGCGAUGUUCUACGUGAAUCCACUUUAGAAGGACAUCAUACAAAAGCAGUACAAUUAGGACCUCGAUAUGGUUCUAUUCUGUUUAUAGUCUCGGAGGUUAUGUUCCUUUUUGCUUUUUUUUGGGCUUCUUCUCAUUCUUCUUUGGCACCCACGGUAGAGAUCGGAGGUAUUUGGCCCCCUAAAGGUAUUGGGGUUUUAGAUCCUUGGGAAAUACCUUUUCUUAAUACCCCUAUUCUCCCUUCAUCCGGAGCUGCCGUAACUUGGGCUCAUCAUGCUAUACUCGCUAAGAAGGAAAAACGAGCUGUGUUAGCUUUAGUAGCUACCGUUUCACUGGCUCUAGUAUCCACAGGCUUUCAAGGAAUGGAAUAUUACCAAGCACCCUCCAAUAUCUCUGAUAGUAUUUAUGGUUCUACCUUUUUCUUAGCAACUGGCUUUCAUGGUUUUCAUGUUAUUAUAGGUACUAUUUUCUUAAUCAUAUGUGGUAUUCGCCAAUAUCUUGGUCAUCUUACUAAGGAGCAUCACGUUGGCUUUGAAGCAGCAGCAUGGUACUGGCAUUUUGUAGACGUGGUUCGGUUAUUCCCAUUUGUCUCCAUCUAUUGGUGGGGAGGUAUAUGACAGAUAAGUAGAUUUCAGUAUUCUAGCUCGAAGACAAAGAGAACUGGG